Thamnophis sirtalis is the source of this 1744-nucleotide messenger RNA. The record is from RefSeq and is a predicted model, not a curated record. NCBI's taxonomy places the organism in Eukaryota, Metazoa, Chordata, Lepidosauria, Squamata, Natricidae.
GAGGAGGGGCUGUUGCAGGUGGAGAGGUUUUGGCUAGUUUAAGUAGACUACAGUGGAACAUGGGAUGUAUCCUCCUAAGGUUCUUGGAUAGCUUCAGUUCGAUGGUUACCAGAUUAACAAUUCUUGCUAUGCAAAGGGCCUAUGUCAGUGAUGGCAAAACCCACCCCUGUAUCUACGGAUGGAAACACUUUAAAGCCUAUUUUCAAAUAUGCCCUUAAAAAGCACAUUUGUCUAAUUUGCUCUUACAUAUUAGACAAAUAUUAUUUCAGGUCCCUUAUUCUUUAAUAAAUAAUAGCAUGCAGUUUGGCCUUUCCCACAAGCCUAUCAGCAUGAAGUUAAUUACAAGACAGUCCCUAAUGCUAUGAUAUGUUUAAAUAGUAAUAGCAAAAUAUCACAGAAUGGAUUAUGUAUUAAUAUUUUAAAAUUAAACUAACAGAGUUUACUAUGAAUGCAGUCCUAGUUUAACAUCUCUAUAUUUGCAGUGUGCAGCCAUCAAGUAGAGUCAUUUUUAUGCAUUUAUAUCCCACCUUUAUUGUUUUUAUAAAUAACUCAAGCCAGUAAACAUACCUAAGUAUAUCUCCUAUUAUGUAAAUUUUAACAAAGGAGUCGAAAAAUCCUUCCUAUACACAUGCGAUACUCAAGUGCAUUUUGUCACUGCUUUGUGCCCAGCCUAGUAUAAUUAAAGCUGAAGUUCAUAAGGGGAGGCAGAGCUGUUCAUUUAUUAUUCACUAUGAUAAGCCAGAUUGAGGAACACGUGUCUUUCGAUUUCUACAAGAGCGUUUUUAGCAGAUGAUAGUAAAUAUGGCACCCGGUUCUACCUAUCAUAAUUCAUUAGCCAUGCCACAAUCUUUAUCCCAAAGGGGUUUUGACUUUUGUUCUGACUUUUCAGAACAAUUAUCUUGUUAAUUAAAUACUAGUUGACAUCCUUGACAACCUUGUACUUACAUUUCAGGAGGUGAUGAGGAAUUUGGUGAAGAGAUACGUAGCAGCAAUGAUAAGAGAUGCUAAAACUGAAGAGGGAUUAACAGAAGAGAAUUUUAAGGAAUUAAAGCAAGAUAUUUCCAGUUUUCGCUUUGAAGUGUUGGGUCUUUUGAAAGGAAACAAACUGGCUAAUUUACCACACUCUAAAACUAGCACCGAAGUCUCCUCCGUGACAGAAUCUGAUGAAGGAAGUGAAAGUGGAGGAAAUGAAAAACUCAGGAAGAAAAACCUCAGUCUUUUCAAAAUAACUACAAUGAUCCACCCAAGAGUGGUAGCAAAAGUCUCCAAAGCACACGGCCAAAGCAAUGGGUCGGCCGUGGUGUCCCCUGAGCCCACCAAGGAAAAACAGAAGAAAGUGACCUUUGUAGCUGAUGUAAAAAAGCUUCGGCUGUUUCAUAGACAAUCAAGCAAUAGCUCUGCUGAGCAGAGUGCAAAUAAAAUCUAUUCGAUUUCUGAAGAAAUUUCCCAUCAACAAGCAGAAGAACACAAGAAAGUAAUUGAACUGGGAGAUAAAUCAUUGGCUGUGAACUGUGAACUACACAAAGAGGAUCUCAGGGCAAAGGGCUCAGUUCCCAGUACUAAGCAAGGCAGAAAGGAGACUUUCAACUCAAUGCUGGAGAAGGAAACGGCUCCUCCGGACUGGACGACCACCGAGGGCUCAGGCUUCCCCAGAGAAAGUGAUUUGCUAAACAAUGAGCAGGACGUCAACAUCACGAAGGAAGAAACAAAUAUUCAGAGCAGCUAUAUGACAACAAGGUUGUGA